AUGGACUCAGUCAAGAGGGCCAGGUGGUUAUCCCCAAAGGCUGAAGUUGCAGAUAAUCUUCCCACACAUGAGCGAUUUCUCUCAUCACAGGGCUCCCGAUUCGGGGUGCGGAAUGGCUCCCUGCUGCUGGCCCCAGGCCAAGAGCGCAUUCUCAAAGCUCUGGCAGUGAAGUCCAUGCCAGAUAUUCUCUGA
Paracoccidioides brasiliensis Pb18 is the source of this 192-nucleotide messenger RNA. RefSeq lists its product as uncharacterized. The record is from RefSeq and is a predicted model, not a curated record. The transcript is spliced from 2 exons. The coding region runs from base 1 to 192 and encodes 63 amino acids.